Molecule: messenger RNA, 411 nt
Organism: Zootermopsis nevadensis
Lineage: Eukaryota; Metazoa; Arthropoda; Insecta; Blattodea; Termopsidae
Source: RefSeq, a predicted model, not a curated record
AUGGAACUGUCGAAUCAGUAUAUGACUGCAGACACCAACAAAACUGCAAAAAUUGUAGUCAAACUACUAGAACCUCUUCUUGGUCGUGAACACACAGUGUGGAUGGACAAUUUUUAUAAUUCACCAGAUUUGGCACGUUUUAUGAAGUCCAAGAAAACAGACUGCGUUGGAACUUUACGUGCCAACAGAAAAAAUGUCCCUCCUGAAGUGAAGAACAAGAAAUUGAACAAAGGAGAGCACUAUGGUCAACACUCCGGAGAUGUGGCAGUUCUCGCUUGGCAAGACAAGAAGCGAGUCACCAUGUUAUCAACAUACCACAAAGAUGAUAUGUGUGUGACUAUAAACAAAGCCAAGCGAGAAGAGAUAAAGCCUCUCGUAGUUCGAGACUACAAUAAAAACAUGUUGAUCUGA